This is a messenger RNA of Sungouiella intermedia, 183 nucleotides long. The record is from the annotation of a GenBank genome assembly. Lineage: Eukaryota; Fungi; Ascomycota; Pichiomycetes; Serinales; Metschnikowiaceae.
AUGGAAUGGGAAAGACGGGAAUUUUUUCCACAAUGUCAAGGGGUCGGCAACAAGGAGUCCGAGGAUUGGUGUGGUUGUUGGCGGGAACACGGAAUCCAGGUGCUGAUAUCGAGAUCUGUGGAGGUUGAAAGUUAUUCGAUGAAGGUCAAAUUGGAUGUUGGUAUCACAGUGAGUGCCGGGUAA